Molecule: messenger RNA, 3626 nt
Organism: Leptopilina boulardi
Lineage: Eukaryota; Metazoa; Arthropoda; Insecta; Hymenoptera; Figitidae
Product: ABC transporter F family member 4-like
Exons: 7
Coding region: 438-3371 (977 amino acids)
Cellular component (GO): nucleus
Source: RefSeq, a predicted model, not a curated record
UUUGUUUUGGCGGUUUUCUCUUGUUCAUGCGUCACAUGUUUUUUAAUGUGAAACAUCAAAGAUAGUUGAAGCAUUAUUAUUAAAUGUGAAUAUAUUAUUAUUUAAAUAACUAGGCAUUAAAAGUUGUCUCAUAUAAAUGUUAUAUAUAUACAAUAAUUAGUGAAAUAAUUAUUCAAAGAAUUGUUUCAUUUUAUAAACAUAAAAAUAAUUGCGCCGGAUUCAUUUUUCGCCAGUGUUCAUAAAUCAUCAUUUUUGUUCUCUAAAAAAAAAACUUAUAUAGGUAUUUCUGUUUUUUUUUAUUUAUCGUUAAAAAAUGUUUUCAUCUGAAUGACACAUUUUAUCAUUUAUUUUGGAAAUUAAUAACAUCUUAAAAAAUUUCGAUUAUUAUUAAUUUUAUUUGAAAUUUCGAAAAGAAUGCACUAAAAUAAAUUUCAAUAAUGGAUAAAACAUUUGAAAUUAUGAAUGAAAAGGAGAAAAUUGAUGAAAAUAAUUGUGAGAAUAUAGAAGAAACUAACGAAAAUGGCAAACGAAAAAGGCAAAUUGAUGAAAAUGAUCAUUCUUCAUUAAAAAAAGCAAAAGUUUUAUCAGAAAAUGAAUUUUCUGAGGAUAAAAAAGAAAAAAUAGAUGAAUCAGAAAGCGACGAUGAAAUGAAACUUCAUGUUGGCGCUGAAACUGACGAUGAAAUUGAUGUGAAAAAUAAGGAAACUGUUAAAAAAUCAGGUGAAAAAAAAUGCGAAAUAACUGAGGAGAAAGAAGAUGAGUACAAGAAAAAAUUAAAGAAAGAAGAUAACAGCGAUAGUGAAAUAGAAAUGGAGAAGAAGAUUGAGAACAAAAAAGUUGACGAUGACGAUAAUUUGUCAGAAAAGAAGAAAAAUAGUGGAAGUGAAUCAGAAGACAGCGAUGAAGAGAAUCAAAAGAAGAUUUCAAGUCAAAGAAAUAAAAAUGAGAAAAUAAAAGUUUCCAAUGAUGAAGAAAAUAUGGAAAUUGAAGAAAAUAUAAAAGAAAAGGAAAACGAUCUUUCAGAAAAUGAUGAUUCAGAAAAUAGUGAGGAUGAGAAAAAAAAUAUCGAAUCACCGAAAAGAAAAACGAAGAUGAUGGUAAAAAAGAAAGAAGAAGAUGAUGAUGAUGAUGAUGAAAGUGAUGUGGGUAAGAAGAAAAAGAAGUUACCUGUGAAAAAACAACAAACGAAAAAAGGAAAGAAAAUACAAAAUUCAGAAGACGAGGAAAGUGAAAUUGAUUCUGAAAUAGAGAAGAAGAAAAAGAAAGCACCACCAAAGAGACAAGCAGCAAAGAGAAAGACAGUAAUGAAGAAAAAAAUUGAAUCUUCCGAUGAUGAGAGUAGUGAAAGUGAUGAAGAAAUAGAAAAAACGAAGAAAUCAAAAGAAAAAUCUUCAAAAAUAGUUGAAAAUAGCGAAUCAGAAGAUAGUGAUGCAAAAAAUAAGAAAAAGAAACCACAACCAAAAAAACAAAUAAAUAAAAAAGUGACAAAAAAUAAAAAUACAAAAAUUGAAAGUGAAGAAGAAAUGGAAAAGAAUAAGAAACAAAAGAAAGAACAAAGUGAAUCGGAAGAAAGUGAUGUAAAUGAAAAGAAAAAGAAAUUACCACCAAAACGACAAGUGAGAAUGAAAAUAAUAAAAAAGAAAAGCACAAAAAAUUCAGAAGACGAAGACAGUGAUGAAGAAAUGAAAGAACAAAAAAAGAAAAAAGUACUUUCUGAAGACGAUGAAGAAGAAAAAAAUGAAAAUAAUUCUGAAAAUAGUGAUUUAGACAAAAAGAAAAAGAAACUACCGGCAAAAAAACAAACGAAAAAGCAGAUAAUGAAGAAAAAAGUCACAAAAGAAAGUGAAAGCGAAGAAGAAAUAAAAGAAAAGAAGAAUGAUAAAGAUUUUUCAGACGAGGACGAAAAAAGUGAAACUGAAUCAGAAAGCGAGGAAGAAAAGAAGAAAAAGAAAGCGCCAAUAAAGAAACAAACAAAAAAGUUGCCAGUGAAGAAAAAAGAAAUAAAAAAGAAGGAAAGCGAAAGUGAAGAAGAAAUUGAAAAUAAAAAAGAAGAACUUUCUGACAAAAGUGAAACUGAAUCAGAAAGCGAGGAAGAAAAGAAGAAAAAGAAAGCACCAGUGAAGAAACAAACAAAAAAGUUGCCAGUGAAGAAAAAAGAAAUAAAAAAGAAGGAAAGCGAAAGUGAAGAAGAAAUUAAAAAUAAAAAAGAACUUUCUGAUAAAAGUGAAAAUGAAUCAGAAAGCGAGGAAGAAAAGAAGAAAAAGAAAACACCAGUGAAGAAACAAACAAAAAAGUUGCCAAUGAAGAAAAAAGAAAUAAAAAAAAAGGAAAGCGAAAGUGAAGAAGAAAUUGAAAAUAAAAAAGAAGAACUUUCUGAUAAAAGUGAAAAUGAAUCAGAAAGCGAGGAAGAAAUGAAGAAAAAGAAAACACCAAUAAAGAAACAAACGAAAAAGUUGCCAAUGAAGAAAAAAGAAAUUCAAACCCCCAAAAAGAAGGAAAGCGAGAGUGAUGAAGAAAUUGAGAAGAAUGUAAAAAAAGAAAUUGAAAAUAAAAAAAUAAAAGAAGAUAAAGAAAAGGACGAAAAAAGUGAAAGUGAAUCAGAAAGUGAUGAUGAGAAGAAGAAAAAGAAAGCACAAGGGAUGAAGAAAGAAAUAAAAGUACCGGAAGAGAAGGAAAGUGAUGAAGAAAAUGGAUUAAAGAAGAAGGAAGAAGAGAAUUCAGAGAAAGACGAAGAAAGUGAAAAUGAAUCAGAUAGCGAUUCAAAUGGAAUAAAGAAGAAAAUAACACAGAAAAAGGAAACAAAGAAAAAAACUGUUAAAUCAAAUUCAAAAAAUGAAGAGGAAGUCGAUAAAGAGAAUAAAAAAAAGGGCAAGCAAAGCAGUAAAAAAUCUUCGAAAAAUAAAAAUGAUAAAACAAAGAGCGAUGAAAAAUCGUCAUCCGAUGAAGAAAACGAAAGCGAAGAGGAAGGUGACAAGAAAGGAAAGAAAAAAAACAAUCCUGACGACAAUGUGAAAAUAAAAUCAUUGAAAAAAUACAUUAGUGCCGCUGGUCUAAGAAUAAAUAAUUAUAAUACAUUUUGGAAAGAUUGCAAAACAAUUAAAGCACGAGUUGAAUUAAUGAUGGAUUAUUUAGAAAAAAAUGGAGUCAAAGGUAGACCGACACUUCAAAAAUGUGCUAAAGCCAAAGAAAAAAGAUUAAUUGCGGCAGAGGUCUCAUCACUCGACACAAGUAACAUCAUUUCAAAAGAACGUGCCACUCGUACUCGCAAACGAAAAUCAGUUUCACCUCUUCGAAGAUCAGAGUCACCACCAGAAGUGACAAGUGGAGUUUUCAAACGUAUUAAAGCUGUCGUUGAUAGUGAUUCCGACUAAAUUAGUUAUUACAAUACAUUUCACUUUUAACUUUACGUCUUGUACAUUUAGAGAAGAUGUUAUUUUGCAUUUUUUUUCCCCCCUUUUUUAUUUACGAGAGAAAAUAAUUUUAUUUUUAUAUUUACAUAAAUGUUGUUUACGUUAUAGUUAUAUAGAAAUAAGUCAUAGACUUAGUUAAAAUAUAAAAAAAAAAUGUUUCAACGUGUUUUUUUUUUCUAUUUAAAAAUUAAACAAAAAAUGUCUUAUAAAACUCAA